AUGGCGCUGCUUCUUCUGUAUGUGGACGACAUACUGCUCACCUCCUCGACAACAAGCCUACUACAUGACACCAUUGCACAGCUUCAACAAGCCUUUGCUUUGAAAGACCUUGGUCCCGUGCACCACUUCCUUGGCAUUCAUGUCACACGGAUACCUCACGGCUUCUUCCUGUCACAAUGGAGUUAUGUCAAGGACCUUUUGCAGCACACUGGCAUGUUUCACUACAACCCUGUGUUGACACCGGUUGAUAGAAAGCCGAAGCUCUCUGCAACCACAGGUUUGCCUGUCGCUGAUCCAUCUGAAUAUCAUAGCCUCGUCGGCGCACUACAAUAUCUCACCAUGACGUGA
Messenger RNA from Phragmites australis (common reed), 348 nucleotides. RefSeq lists its product as uncharacterized. The transcript has a single exon. NCBI's taxonomy places the organism in Eukaryota, Viridiplantae, Streptophyta, Magnoliopsida, Poales, Poaceae. The coding region runs from base 1 to 348 and encodes 115 amino acids. The record is from RefSeq and is a predicted model, not a curated record.